Messenger RNA from Cyphellophora attinorum, 990 nucleotides. RefSeq names its product Diacylglycerol pyrophosphate phosphatase 1. The coding region runs from base 1 to 990 and encodes 329 amino acids. The transcript is spliced from 2 exons. Gene Ontology annotation, biological process: phospholipid metabolic process. Gene Ontology annotation, molecular function: phosphatidate phosphatase activity. NCBI's taxonomy places the organism in Eukaryota, Fungi, Ascomycota, Eurotiomycetes, Chaetothyriales, Cyphellophoraceae. The record is from RefSeq and is a predicted model, not a curated record.
AUGGCAACUCCUCUCAGCGAGCGGCCGGGCGUCCUCGGGGCCUUUGCACGAUUCUAUCGCCGUACAUAUCUCGGCGACUAUGUCGGAUUUGUUCUUCUUCAAGCUGCAUACCUCAUCACCAAGUUCCUCAUCACACCGGUACACCGCCCUUUCCUGAUCUCAGACCUACGUAUAUCCCACGAAUACGCCAAUCCGGAACGUGUCACGACAUACGAGAACUUUUUAUACGCUGGAGUCGCACCUCUUGUGGUUAUAGUGCUGUACUGCGUGGCAGUGCGUCCAGGCUUCCACCGAUCACAUGUGACAAUUCUCGGCUUUCUGAUAUCCCUGUCAUUCAGCGGGUUCCUCACGCAUGUAUUCAAGAAUGCGAUCGGACGCGCACGACCGGAUUUACUGGCUCGCUGCGUUAUAAAGAAGGGCACACCAGCAGACGUACUAGUCACUAUCUCCGUGUGUGAACAGACCGAUCAGUACAAGCUCAAUGAUGGGUGGCGCAGCUUUCCUUCUGGGCAUUCGUCUUUCGCCUGGGCUGGUCUGGGGUAUCUAUCACUCUUCCUUGCGGGUCAGCUGCACACUCUUCGGCCGAGGACUGAUCUGGCACGAGUUCUUGUGACUGUGUGCCCGCUUCUUGGUGCUUUUUUGGUCGCGGCGUCAAGGACUGCAGACUAUCGCCAUGAUGUCUACGAUGUGACGGCAGGAUCAAUCCUUGGCUUCAUCGUUGCAUUAUUUGGGUACAGGAGAUACUACCCUUCUCCACUCAGCCCUAAUUGCCACCUUCCGUUUCCAAGUCCGCUGGACGACACGAAAGCAGAGCGGAGAUUGCCCUCCGCACGGCAGGACGAAGAGGACGCGAGGAGCCAAGCAGAAAGUUUCGACCUCAACGACUUGACAGAAGAGGAAGAUGAAGACGAAUCCCAUGAGCGCCAGCCACUAACGACAGGCAACGGGACUCAAAGCCGGGGGAAGCCGAAAAGAGGAGACUCGGAAUGA